AUGGUUCGCGUCAUCAUCAAGGGCGGUGUCUGGAAGAACACCGAAGACGAGAUUCUCAAGGCCGCCAUCUCAAAGUAUGGCAAAAACCAGUGGGCUCGUAUCUCCUCCCUCUUGGUCCGCAAGACUCCCAAGCAGUGCAAGGCAAGAUGGUACGAAUGGCUAGAUCCAUCCAUAAAAAAGACAGAAUGGUCUCGCGAGGAGGACGAGAAGUUGCUUCACCUCGCCAAGCUUAUGCCCACCCAAUGGCGCACAAUAGCUCCCCUCGUAGGCAGGACCGCCAAUCAGUGUCUCGAUCGAUAUCAAAAGCUUCUCGAUGAGGCCGAAGCCCAAGACAAUCAGCCAGGCACCAGCACGCUUGGUCUCGUUGGUACAGGCGAAGCCGUCCCCAGCGCGGACGACGUUCGUCGUCUGCGCCCAGGAGAGAUCGAUCCGGACCCAGAGACAAAGCCCGCCCGGCCCGACCCCAUCGAUAUGGACGAGGAUGAGAAAGAGAUGCUCUCCGAAGCUCGUGCCCGUCUCGCAAAUACACAAGGCAAGAAGGCCAAGCGCAAAGCUCGAGAGCGUGCUCUCGAGGAAGCGCGCCGCCUCGCCUUGCUUCAGAAGCGCCGCGAGCUCAAGGCAGCUGGCAUCACCAUGAAGCAGAAGCCCAAAAAGGGCGUCAUCGACUACAAUGCCGACAUUCCUUUCGAAAAGCAACCCCUUCCAGGCUUCUAUGACACGAGUGCAGAGGCUUCCAAGUCCUACAAAGCUCCUGUCGGCAAGACGCUACAGGAGCUCAACAAUCGCAACGCUGGUCCUGACGACCCCACCAAAAACAAGCGCCAGCGCGAAGCCGAUGAAAAGACAAAGCAAGCGAAGCAAGCCAUGGCCGGCCGCAACGAGGACCAGGUUCGUAAGCUCAAAGAGGCUGAUCAGAUCACCAAAAGGCGCAAACUCAACCUUCCUGCGGCUCAGGUCGAUCAAGACGAAUUGGAAGCCAUCGUCAAAAUUGGUCAAGCAGGUGAACGAGCACGCUCUUUGGUUCAAGAUGGAUCCAGUGAUGCUACCGAUGGAUUGCUCGAAAAGUACUCGGCGCUCGAAGCAGCGCAGACAGCUCGAACUCCGCAAGUGGCAGCACACGAGGACUCGGUCAUGAGAGAGGCCAGGAAUCUGCGCUUGCUCUCUUCGACCCAGACUCCGCUGUUGGGCGAUGCCAAUGUGGAUCUGCCAUCUUCACAAACAUCCGUAGCCCAGACACCUGGCUCCUUUGUGGCACAGACACCCAACCCUCUUCUGACUCCCGGGCUUCGCAACGGCGAGACACCCGACUCUGCGAACCAGUCACGGUCUCAUGCGCGUGCCAGCACACCACAAAGAACCCCCUUGCGCGACAACCUGGGUCUCAAUGCUGAAGAACAGCAGCAAGCCGGCUACGAGACGCCAAGAGACCUCAAGAGAGCACGCAGUCUGGCUCAGUCUCAACUCAGGCAGAGCCUCUCAUCGCUGCCUGCUCCGAAGAACGAUUUUGACAUCGUGGUCGAUGAGGAUGAAGACGAGCCCCAUGCAUCCACGAGCGUGCUCGACGACAGCGCGCCUCUCACCGAAGAGGAUGCCGCCGAACGUGAUGCCAGACUUGCCCGUCAGGCAGCCGAGGAAGAGGCAAAGGCAGAGGCACGCCGCAGCCAGGUCGUGCGUCGGAACCUUCCACGGCCAGCCGAGUACGACUUGGAGCGCGUGAUUCAGCACGUCGAAUCGCAAUACCACAACCCAGUAGAGCUGCUUGUCGCUCUCGAGUCCGCACGACUCCUGCAUCACGAUGUCAACAUGCAUCCUAUUCCCGGAGGCAAACAUCCCGACCCCGAGUCAGUGCAACUCGAACCGCUUUCGGACGCCUCCCUCUCGGCAGCUAGAGAGCUGAUGCGUGCAGAGCUGGCCGACCAGCUCGGAUUCCCCGGCGCCAACGAAGACGCCCUCAAGCGACUGGUCGGGGCUUCGCUCGACGAUGACGACGAGGCAUUGGAACAGCUCGAGGCUGCGCUCCAGCAACGAUGGCUUGCAUCGCGGAACGACCAGUCCAAGUUGGCCGAAGAAUUGGCAUCGGCGCGGGUCAGGAUGGGCGCAGCUGCGUCGCAGGCAACCAAGGGCGAAAAGAUGCUCUCUAAAGUACUGGGUGGCUACAAGGCGAGAAGCGAGGCACUCUCUGCUUCGACCCAGGAGCAAUUCAAGGCGUUGGAAGAAGCCGCCAUCUCGCGCGAGACGUUUGAGCGCUUGCGUCGGGAAGAACAGGGGGGUAGAGGCGACCGACUUGAUUCGCUGCGCAAGGAGGUGGACCGCUUGGCCAGUCGCGAGGUGCUGGCUCAAAGGGAGUUCAAGGAACUGGAGGAUGAGAGGAACGCCCUGCAGAAACAGUGCGAGACGCUCGAGAUGGAGGUCAACAUGCGCCAGGCCGAAGCUCUCAACGAGGCUGCACUCGCUGAAUGA
Molecule: messenger RNA, 2460 nt
Organism: Kalmanozyma brasiliensis GHG001
Lineage: Eukaryota; Fungi; Basidiomycota; Ustilaginomycetes; Ustilaginales
Product: protein of unknown function DUF3351
Exons: 1
Coding region: 1-2460 (819 amino acids)
Biological process (GO): mRNA splicing, via spliceosome
Cellular component (GO): Prp19 complex; spliceosomal complex
Source: RefSeq, a predicted model, not a curated record